This is a messenger RNA of Rubroshorea leprosula, 1151 nucleotides long. The record is from the annotation of a GenBank genome assembly. Lineage: Eukaryota; Viridiplantae; Streptophyta; Magnoliopsida; Malvales; Dipterocarpaceae.
AUAUAGCAGGCUCAUAUGUAGUCACAUACAAAUAAAAAUGUCUACGUUUUCAAGCUACACUCUUCCCGACCUUUACUGCCACGAAGCGGCCGAUGAGUUUGUCCCCUCCGGUGGCUGUAAACAUCUUGAUGAUCUCGCCUCCUCAUAUUCCUUCGUCGACUACGAUGAUGACUUCGUAGUUACCAUGUUUGACUCCGAGGUUGAUCAAACUCCGGAGCCCAAGCUUCUUGAACGACUCCGUCUUCUUCCCGACGUAGUUACUUCCCGUCGGGAGGCAGUUCAAUGGAUAUUAAAGGUGCAGAAUUUUCACAUGUUAAGGCCUGAAACGGCUUAUCUUUCUGUAAAUUAUUUGGAUCGUUUCCUCUACGCUCGUGGUUUACCUCAAGGAAAAGAGUGGUCUAUGCAGCUGUUGUCAGUAGCAUGCGUUUCUCUGGCAGCUAAAAUGGGGGAAAGAGAGGUUCCACUUCUCCUAGACCUUCAAAUUAAAGAAUCCAAAUUUUUAUUCAAGCCCAUAACAGUCCAGAAGAUGGAGCUCUUGGUCAUGGCCACUCUCAAGUGGCAGUUGCGCACAAUUACACCUUUUGACUUCGUACAUCAUUUCAUUACAGAGAUUUCAUGUCUCCAUUCGCAAGAACAUAGCUUCACUGAUUUUUUCUCCCGUGCCUCUGAUCUUAUUACCACCAUAUGUACAGACAUUGAUUUCUUGAAUCAUCGUCCAUCGACAAUCGCAGCAGCUGCGGUGUUAUUAAUAGCGGAUUGCGGCGUUGAGGACCAGAAGUUGGGGUGCAUUGAGAGGGUAAACAGGGAGAUGUUGAAGAAAUGUCAUAACCUCCUAAGGAGGAAACUGUCUGAUCAUUUACUGCUAGUUAAACAACAAAAGCUGGAGCUACUGCCACCACCAAGCCCCACCGGUUUUCUUGACACCGCUCUGGAUGAAGGCAGCAACGGGCACAAUUUGAAGAGUAUGAAGUGAAGUGACUUGUCGGCUUGGUCCUCAAGUUGAAAUUGAAAAUUGGGAUUCGGAAUUAAGUGAGAUCCAUGACGCAAGCACACGUAUUAUUUAUAUAAAAUAUUUAUAAUUUCUCUUUUUAUUAUAAAUAAUUAUAAUUUAUUACUAUAUUUAUAAUAAAAAAUAAAUAAUUAAAUUUAUG